GACCCUCAUCCUCCAAGAUGGAGGCGGAGGCAGACUCUGCGGCGGAGAUGAACGGGCAAGAAGAGGCUGACAGUGAUGGGGAGGAGACCGCCAGCCAAUCGGACUCCGAGGAGGAGAGUUCAGAUAUGGACGACAUGGAUUGCGAGCGGCGCAGAAACGAGUGUCUGGAUGAGAUGUGUCACCUGGAGAAGCAGUUCUCGGAACUGAAAGAGAAGUUAUUUAAAGAACGAUUAAACCAAUUAAAAGCCAAAUUAGAGGAGGUGACAUCAGGCCGAGCCCUGGAGUAUAUCAACCCCUUAGCUGAGCUACAGAACAACAUGAAGAUCCGCAUUGAAGUUGCAGGUAUCUACAAGGGCUUCUGCUUGGACGUCAUCAAGAAUCGCUACGAAUGUGAGAUCCAGGCGGCCAAGCAGCACCUAGAGAGUGAGAAGGUUCUCCUGUUCGAUAACAUGCAGUGUGAGCUGCUAGAGCGUAUCCAGAGGCUGGAGGAGGACCGGCAGAGCAUUGAUAUAUCCUCAGAAUGGUGGGAUGAGGAACUGAGGUCCAAACGCAGCCGCAAGAAGUGGGAUCCUUUCCGCUCUGAGAAGAAGAGGAGGGUCCCCUUGGUGUCUGGUCCCUACAUUGUGUACAUGUUGCGGGAUUUGGACAUCCUGGAAGACUGGACUGCCAUAAAGAAGGCGAAGGCUGCAGUUUCACCACAGAAACGAAAAUCAGACGGUGUGAAGGUUGAAAAGCAGCAGUUCAGCGCCCGCUGUGAGGACGGCUGUCUAUAUUACGAGGGCGAGAGUUUUACCAAAGGCGAAGCCAUCGUACUACAUGUGAAGGAUGAACCUCCGUCACAGGCGAUUAUCACCGCGGUGAGCACCGGAGAGGUCUGGCUGAGACGAGGUGACAGCAGCAAGACAAAGAUCUACGUCUCGCAGCUACAGAAGGGCAAAUACUCUGUCAGGAGAGCUGGGAAAUGACGUACGGAUAUUUAAUGGACAUUGCAGGAAGAUUAGUCCACAAUGCUGUGUGUGCACAGGGGACGUGUGAUCUGAGAACAAGACCUGUACGGAUGCUGUGCAAAGGGCGGGGCCUGUAAGGAUGAGGCGCAUGGUGUGUGUAGGGUCUGUAAGAUUGGCAUAUUUAUGUAUAGGAUGCUGUGUGUGCAGAAGGGGAGUGGGCUAUAGCUGAGAAUGCUGUUUAGUUACCAGCUAAAAUUAUUUUACUAUAUUUACAUUUUUUUCCCACAAACCUAAAUAUGUAUUUUUGUAACUGCCUAAAUUUAGUACCUAAUAAAGAGCUGUGUUUAUUCCUUUA
Messenger RNA from Bombina bombina (fire-bellied toad), 1302 nucleotides. It is a transcript of the gene BRMS1, whose product is annotated as BRMS1 transcriptional repressor and anoikis regulator. The transcript has 10 exons. Lineage: Eukaryota; Metazoa; Chordata; Amphibia; Anura; Bombinatoridae. Gene Ontology annotation, cellular component: Sin3-type complex. Bases 18 to 965 code for a protein of 315 amino acids. Gene Ontology annotation, biological process: negative regulation of transcription by RNA polymerase II. The record is from RefSeq and is a predicted model, not a curated record. Gene Ontology annotation, molecular function: histone deacetylase binding.